CAGGAGCUGAUCCCAAAUGAAUGCUGUGCGUUAUGGUCGCGUACCGAAGCGUUCACGUGAGCUGAACGGUGCAGCAGCAGCAGCAGUCGCCGCAACUGCCUCAGCAGCCAGCGGCGCGCCUCUGAAUGUGGAUGAAACCAGUGCCAAUAAUUUGCAUACAAAUCUAAUACAACAGCAGCAGCAGCAUCAACAACAGCAGCAACAGCAGCAGCCGCAUGCGAGCAGCGUGCGCGUAAAUACCCCAAGUACACCACAAACGCCACAAAUGUGUUCGAUAGCCUCGUCGCCAUCGGAGCUGGGCGGUUGCAAUAGUAGUGCCAACAACAACAACAAUAACAACAACAGCAGCAGCAGCAACAACAACAGCAGCAGUAAUGCAACAGCUGUAGUGGUGGGCAGCCAUCAUCAGCAAUUGGUUAACAUGGGCAGCAGCAGCGAUAUGGCCAUGACCCAGGUGGGCGUGGGCAUGUGCCAUCCCUCGAUCGAUCAUCACGACGGCCUCGCCGGCACAGCCAACGAGCUGACUGUCUACGAUGUGAUCAUGUGCGUCUCGCAGGCGCAUCGACUCAACUGCUCCUACACCGAGGAGCUGACACGUGAACUGAUGCGGCGACCCGUCACAGUGCCCCAGAACGGCAUUGUCACCACCGUGGCCGAGAGUCUGGAGUUCCAAAAGAUUUGGCUGUGGCAACAGUUCUCGGCGCGCGUGACGCCCGGCGUGCAGCGCAUUGUGGAGUUCGCUAAACGCGUACCUGGCUUCUGUGAUUUCACCCAGGACGACCAACUGAUACUCAUCAAGCUGGGCUUCUUCGAGGUGUGGCUAACCCAUGUCGCGCGCUUGAUCAACGAUACGACGCUGACGCUGGACGACGGCGCCUAUCUGACACGACAGCAGCUCGAGAUACUCUACGAUUCGGACUUUGUGAACGCCCUGCUGAACUUUGCCAACACACUGAACGCCUAUGGGCUGAGCGACACAGAGAUUGGUCUCUUCUCGGCCAUGGUGCUGCUGGCAUCGGAUCGGGCGGGCCUCAGCGAGCCCAAGGUAAUCGCAAGGGCGCGCGAGCUGGUGGCCGAGGCGCUGCGUGUGCAGAUACUCAGAUCGAGGGCCGGGUCGACGCAGGCGCUGCAGCUGAUGCCGGCGCUGGAGGCUAAAAUACCGGAGCUGCGCUCGCUGGGCGCCAAGCACUUCUCACACUUAGACUGGCUGCGAAUGAACUGGACCAAGCUGCGUCUGCCGCCGCUCUUUGCCGAAAUCUUCGACAUACCCAAGGCGGACGACGAGCUGUAGAAGUUGGAGCAACGGCUCUGUGAACUGUACGUUUAGGUUAUAUAAUAUAGGCGUUAAACGA
Molecule: messenger RNA, 1352 nt
Organism: Drosophila arizonae
Lineage: Eukaryota; Metazoa; Arthropoda; Insecta; Diptera; Drosophilidae
Gene: Eip78C
Product: Ecdysone-induced protein 78C
Biological process (GO): regulation of DNA-templated transcription
Molecular function (GO): sequence-specific DNA binding; zinc ion binding; DNA-binding transcription factor activity
Source: RefSeq, a predicted model, not a curated record